Messenger RNA from Vanderwaltozyma polyspora DSM 70294, 1818 nucleotides. RefSeq names its product chromatin-binding protein BDF1 (gene BDF1). The record is from RefSeq and is a predicted model, not a curated record. Gene Ontology annotation, cellular component: chromatin; nucleus. NCBI's taxonomy places the organism in Eukaryota, Fungi, Ascomycota, Saccharomycetes, Saccharomycetales, Saccharomycetaceae. Gene Ontology annotation, biological process: regulation of DNA-templated transcription; chromatin remodeling. The transcript has a single exon. Bases 1 to 1818 code for a protein of 605 amino acids.
AUGCCUAAUACCGAUGCUGAUGCAAAUACAUCUUCCGAAGUUACCAAAGAACUAGUGCCGCAAGCACAACACGUUCCUCAAGUACCUGAAGAAUUCAAGGGUCAAAGUCCUGCUCCUGCACCGCCACAGGAGCCUGACAUGAAUAAUUUACCAAAGAAUCCUUUGCCGAAACAUCAGCAAAAGCAUGCUGUGAUGACUAUUAAAGCUGUCAAAAGGUUAAAAGACUCGAAACCUUUCAUACUACCUGUUGAUCCAGCAGCAUUAAAUAUACCUUACUAUUUUAACAAAAUCACAAGACCUAUGGAUUUAUCAACUAUAGAAAGAAAGUUAAACGCAAACGCUUACGAAACUCCAGAACAAAUAUCUAGUGAUUUCAAUCUAAUGGUGGAUAACUGUAUUGUCUUUAAUGGUCCAACUUCAAUGAUCGCACAGAUGGCAAGAAAUAUUCAAGCUGCAUUCGAAAAACAUAUGCUAAAUAUGCCAGCGAAAGACGAGGAACCUCCAAAACAACAAAGAAGAAAGAAAACUGAUGAAGAUACCCCUGUCGUGAUAAGGCGAGCACAAACCCAUAACGGUAGACCAAAAAGAGAGAUUCAUCCACCAAAGUCAAAAGAUAUUUAUCCUGUAGAAAAUAAAAAGCCAAAGUCUAAAAAAUUACAGCAGGCAAUGAAAUUUUGUCAAACUGUAGUUAAAGAACUGGCAAAUAAAAAAUAUGCAUCUUUUAAUUACCCAUUUUUGGAACCUGUCGACCCUGUGGCAUUAAAUUUACCUACCUAUUUCGAAAUCAUUAAAAACCCAAUUGAUUUAGGCACUAUCUCAAAGAAGCUAAAUAAUUGGGAGUAUAAAUCAAUGGAAGAAUUUGAAACUGAUAUUAAAUUAAUGUUCGAUAACUGUUUUAAAUUUAAUCCAGAAGGUACAAUAGUCAAUAUGAUGGGUCAUAGGUUAGAAGAAGUUUAUAAUUCCAAAUGGGCUGACAGACCAAAUUUUAAUGAUUACGACUCUGAUGAAGAAAAUAAUAAAAAUGAGAAUGGUUAUGGUGAUGAAUAUUAUUCUGAUAAUUACGAUUCGCAAGAAUCAGAUUCUGAAAUUGAUGAAACUUCGAUCACAAACCCUGCUAUCCAAUAUUUGGAAGAACAAUUAGCAAGAAUGAAAGUAGAAUUACAACAAUUGAAAAAACAAGAAUUGGAAAAAAUCAGAAAAGAAAGAAGAUUAGCUCGUGGUGCCAGAAAGCACCGCAGCAAAAGAUCACAGGGUAAAAGAGUAAAUUCAACAUCUGAUUCAAAAGGUAGGAGAAGUAAAAAGAAUAAAUUAAAAACUGUAGUAACUUAUGAAAUGAAGAAGAUAAUUACAGAAAAGAUUAAUGAUUUACCAACUGCAAAGUUAGAAAAGGCAAUUAAUAUCAUAAAGAAAUCUAUGCCAAACCUUGGAGAAGAUGAUGAAGUUGAAUUGGAUUUAGAUACCCUGAAUAACAACACCAUUUUGACUUUGUAUAACACCUUCUUCAGAGGGUAUGAUGCUUCUGCAAAUGGUUCAAAUCUAAGUGCAAAUUCUGUAAGUAAUAAUGCUAGAUCGCCUAUUUCACCAUCAAAUGCUUUAGCAGGCGGUCAUGGUAAAAAAAGAAGAUCUAAGGCAUUAUCUGAAGAAGAGCAAAGUAAGCAAAUCGAAAAAAUUAGAAGUAAGUUAGCCAUUUUAGAUGGCGCUUCUCCAUUAAGUCAAAAUGGUUCCCCAUUAAAUCCACAUAAUCAUAAUAUUUCAUCAUCAGCUUCAUCAUCAUCAGACGAUGAUGGCGAUGCAAGUAGUGAAAGUGAGGAAGAAUAG